Acaulospora colombiana is the source of this 632-nucleotide messenger RNA. Lineage: Eukaryota; Fungi; Glomeromycota; Glomeromycetes; Diversisporales; Acaulosporaceae. The record is from the annotation of a GenBank genome assembly.
GGAUAAAGUUUAAUCCUCGACCUACUGAUCAAUGUGAGGAUCCGGAAAUGUUUGAGAGCAUGAAUAUGGGAGACACCGCUGUGGGUAACAUCGAGGAUCUAUUUCCAGAGAUCCAUAUACCCACAUAUACAGUAAAACCAUUUAUCCCGUUAUCAAUCGAGACGACACCCUUGGCGAUCGCCCUGCCUUCUACUAGUACAAGGGUAUCACCCCAAUCGAUUCCAAUUCAGCCUUAUGAAACAGGGUUUGCUCGAACAGGAUCCACUAUCACUUCACCUAAUACAAUCGACCUUCUUCAAACACGACCCAUCCAAAUCGAAGCUACCAGGACUCUAGUGACGAUGAUUCAAGAGAAUGGCAGGACCACUACGUAUCCUGAUGACCCUAGGACAAUGCUAGACCCUGGUGGCCUUGAUAACAUUCAAACGGGUAACAUGCCAUACGUUAACAGCUCUGGGCAAACCAAAGCUGGGACAACACUCGAGAUAUCCACCACAGCCAGUACUAUUGUUGGUAUUACGGCUGGACUAGUGUUCGCAGGGCUCAUCGCUUUUGCCGUGUACCGCCACCAAAAGUCAUCCAGAAUUCGAAUCGGAAGUGAAUCUCAAGAACAGCUCGUCGUUGAUGCUUGA